Molecule: messenger RNA, 2930 nt
Organism: Dendronephthya gigantea
Lineage: Eukaryota; Metazoa; Cnidaria; Anthozoa; Malacalcyonacea; Nephtheidae
Product: serine/threonine-protein kinase PAK 3-like
Exons: 19
Coding region: 158-2113 (651 amino acids)
Biological process (GO): regulation of MAPK cascade; intracellular signal transduction; protein phosphorylation
Cellular component (GO): cytoplasm
Molecular function (GO): protein serine/threonine kinase activity; ATP binding
Source: RefSeq, a predicted model, not a curated record
CUUUGCGGGCGCGCAUACACAGAGGAAGUGAAUGAGAGUUUUGUCGAAACUAACUUGUGGAUUUCUGUAGAAUUGAGACAUUUUAGAUUCACUAUAAUCUUUAAUAAAAGAGUUAUAUAGUCAAAAUUUGAAAGCUCGGGAAAGGAUCGUAUUGAAUAUGGCAGAUGAAGCACCCCCAGCACCACCAAUGAGGUCGACAUCGCAUAAAGAUGCAUUAUCGCCGGCCUCUUCCAAACCUCUUCCGAGCACUCCUAGUGAAGGCGAAAAUCUUAGUUUGAAGAAGAAAAAGAAAGCAACGUUUACAUUCUUCCCGAACAAAGGAGAUGAUGAAAAGAAAUAUAACAAGAAAAAGCCUGAAAUUUCAUAUCCUACGAAGUUUGAACACACGAUUCACGUUGGUUUUGAUCCUGUAACUGGCGAAUUUACGGGAAUGCCAGAAUCCUGGACACAUCUUUUACAAACUUCAAAUAUUUCUAAAAAAGAACAGCAACAGAAUCCUCAAGCAAUUUUAGAUGUAUUAAAUUUUUAUGACAGUACUAACAAAGAAACAGAACCUGCAAAGUUUAUGCAAGUUUCCAAGCCAUAUAACAUUUCAUCAUUUUCGUCCUCCUCGUCGUCAUCAUCAUCAUCAACGUCGUCUUCGAGUACUGGUCAUAUUUCACCAGUCAAUGAUAAAGCUGCUAAACCUAACAUAAAGUCUGCUCGAAUCACUAAAUCACACUCAUUCAAGUCAAGACUUAAACUCAUUAAAACUGAAAGCAAAGCUCAAAAACUAAACGGACUUGAUAAGACACUAAAUGGUAACCAUCCACUAACUCCGAGUAAAUCAUUACCAGAUGUUGUGCGAAAUAAUAGUAGAAAGUGUAAGACUCCAACGCCAGGUAAACAGUUGACUCAUCCAUAUUCUCGGCCUCGUACUGGCUCGCUUGACGCAGGCUUGUGUGCUGUGAAAGAUCAACCAUACCCUCCUGGAUCAACAAAUAACUAUUCUCAAAUGGCAGUUUCACCAAAUGCAAAAGAUGAUGGUAAAAGUGGGAGAAGUGAGAAUCAUAUAUCACCACCAACCAGCGAACCCGAGAAGCCGCCAACUGUACCAUCUCGACCAGAAAUCACGAAAUCAAAGUAUAUUCCGAAUGAACCAGUCAAGCCGACAGGAAAACCAGAUGAAAAAGAAGGACAGAACGAUAAGAACGCUCAAGCAAAACAGAAGAAGAAGAAAAUGACAGACGAGGAAAUUCUUUCCCGACUAAGAACAAUCGUUACCGUAAGAGACCCUAAGAAGAAGUAUACCAAAUUUGUAAAAAUCGGUCAGGGAGCAUCAGGAACUGUUUAUACCGCCAUUGAUGUGGCUACCGGACAUGAGGUUGCUAUCAAACAAAUGAAUUUAUCACAACAACCGAAGAAGGAACUCAUCAUCAACGAAAUUCUUGUGAUGCGAGAAAACAAACACGCGAAUAUUGUGAACUAUGUCGACAGUUAUCUCGUGGGGGAAGAACUCUGGGUUGUAAUGGACUAUCUGGCUGGGGGUUCAUUAACAGAUGUCGUGACUGAAACAUGCAUGGACGAGGGGCAAAUAGCGGCUGUUUGUAGAGAGGUUCUGCAAGCAUUAGAGUUUCUCCACAGUAAUGGUGUCAUUCACAGGGAUAUAAAGAGUGAUAAUAUUUUACUUGGAAUGGAUGGCAACGUUAAACUAACUGAUUUUGGAUUUUGCGCCACGAUAACACCGGAACAAAGCAAACGGUCGACAAUGGUUGGGACACCUUACUGGAUGGCACCAGAAGUUGUGACGAGGAAGGCAUAUGGUCCUAAGGUUGAUAUAUGGAGUUUAGGAAUUAUGGCAAUCGAAAUGGUAGAAGGGGAGCCUCCAUACCUUAAUGAAAAUCCUCUCAGGGCGCUAUAUUUAAUCGCCACUAAUGGAACGCCAGAGUUGGCUCAUCCUGAAAAACUGUCACCUGUUUUCAAAGAAUUUCUAAGUUAUUCGUUAGAAAUGUCAGUCGAAAAGCGUUACAGCGCAAGACAACUUUUGCAGCAUCCAUUCCUAAAGAAUGCAAAACCCCUGGCAAGUCUUGUUCCAUUAAUUAUGGCUGCCAAGGAAGCCACACAAAGACAUUGAUCGUGUACCUCAGCACAAGAAUAUACUGACAAAAUAUAAUUCAUAUAUUCCACUGGUUCAAGAAAUUUACCAUGCGGACCCUAAUUUGAACGAAUGAGAAAUUACCAGAAAAUUUAUUAUAGUCAGUCAGUUUGAAUUCUCGCAACUUGUGCCUUCGAAAGAAUAAUAAUGCGAAUACAAUAGCGAGUUAUGAAUGCAAAUCCAUACCAGAAGAAUGGUUUCGCAGACAAAUUGAAUUCAAGAAACAUGAUUUAAAUUUCUUAAGGUUUAUCGUAAAAGAAAAAUAGUAGCUCUUUUAGAGAAUUUCACUUAUAAGUUUAAUAUAGGAUUUCGUUAACGUUUACAGGUUUGCAGUAGAAAUUGUAAAUAUAAAGAAGUGGUGAUUUCAUGUACAAAGAGUGCAGAUGAGGAUUCGUAUCUCCUUUUGUGAAACUCCACAUUUAACUAGAGCUGGACUUUCUCGUCCUAGACAUAAUUUAUGCGGAUAAUAAUUUGUUAGUGGUGUAAGCGCUGUGCACUGCCACAGUGAUCGAAUUAAGAUAAAGCAACAUUUUUAACCAUCCUGGUGAGUAUGUUGAAUCAUCGUGGAUUUUAUUACGUCCUUUGGACUGAAAGUCUCACUGUCGUGAGCCAGUCGGCCAGCCAAAAAAGGUAUAAUGACGUGCUGACUUUCAAAAGGUCUAUACACGUGAUAUAUAAGGGCUGCUUUCCAGUAACACGCGCAUGAAUCCAGGGUUGCGUACGAUUAGGCAUGUUUUGGUUAACUUAUUUGUAAUUGAAGCUGGGUAAUUGAAGUCAAAGCAAUCCUGGCUAUUGU